CCUCACAAAGACCCUUCUGUGAAGCUCCGCUUGUUAAUACCAGUGCAGCCAUCAUAAAGUGUUCGACCUCCACGGCCAUGUAUCUUCUACUGGCCUCGACUUUACUGUGCUUAUGCUUCACUUCAUCCAGUGGAGCACAAUCACGUUAUCGACAGCGAAUUCUUGUUCUCGGAGGUGACGGAAUGCUAGGAAGCGAGACGGUGGCUCGGUUGAAGCUGAGAGGACACGACAUCACAAUCGCGCAUCGAGGGACGUGGUACUGGGACUCUGCUCUUAGAAUCAAACCUUGGGUCAAAUUCGUGCCGUGCGAUCGAGCUAAGUUUAACGAUUGCGCUGAAAGACUUGGAGAUGUUACACAAGAGAAAGGCAUGUUUGAUGUGGUGUUCGACUUUAGUGGUUACAGACCUAGUGAUAUUAAGGAUUUUAUGCUCAAGAUGCGUAGCAGGAUUCGUCGUUACAUUUACAUCAGCACUGAUUCUGUGUAUGAGGUUUGCGAGGAACCUUCCCACGAGGGACCCACGCGUGAGGACGAUGCCAAGCGCCCAGAGGAUCCGAAGACAAGGGAGGCCUAUAGUCAGAAGGACCCUUAUGGAAGUGCAAAGCUGGAGUGUGAAGAGGUUCUCAGAAGAGAACACGAACUAUGGAACAUUCCUUUUAUGAUUAUUCGCCUUCCUGACGUCAUUGGAAUGCGAGACAACACCGAUCGCUUCUGGCGCUAUCUCCUUUGGAUGCGUUUCCACGACAUCUUUGACAAACCUUUAGAACUGCCAAAGAGUCUUCAAAACAAGCCGCUCAGUUUCGUCUUUGCCGAAGAUGUCGCAAAUCUCUUGAUUGUCCUACCUGAGUACGACGAGAACGUAUACAACUUCGCUUACAACCUAGCCUUCCGCGAGACUGCAACGCUGGAGGAAUUUCUCCAAAUUACGGCGAAGCAUCUUGGUGUUUCUGACGUAAAAUUUGACAAGUCUAGCGAGCGAGGAACGUAUUAUUACCCCUCGGUGACGCGCGGACCGGUAGAUAUUGAAAUGGCGUGGAAUUAUCUUCGCUGGAAUCCGCACACACUCGACAAAGCUAUUAGGAAGACAGUUCAAUUUUACGAGUACGCGAUGCGUUCAGAAGAUUUUAAAGAGAAAAGAAAGGCAAUCCUGGACAGUUUGCCUGUACCUGGUCAUGCCAUGGAAGCGUUUAAACAACGGCUAAAAGAGGUCUACGGCUUGGACUACGAUAGACCAGCAGAUGUAAAGGACGAGUUAUAACCAUUAAAGUGCCUACGGAAUCCUACUCUAGGGAGUUUUCUACGUGACAGAUUUUACAGCACGCAAUUACGUGUAGCCCCACUUUCCAAGCAUAAGCUGUUGCGCUAGUCGACGCCCACGCCGCUACGUGCAUUAAUGAUAAUUUAAGGCUGUAUGCAGAGGUGUAUGUUCUGUUGAAAGGCUGAACAGAAGUAAUAAAAGAUUUUUACGGCAGGUAACUCCCUGUAACAAA
Molecule: messenger RNA, 1488 nt
Organism: Pocillopora verrucosa
Lineage: Eukaryota; Metazoa; Cnidaria; Anthozoa; Scleractinia; Pocilloporidae
Biological process (GO): beta-D-galactose catabolic process via UDP-galactose, Leloir pathway
Cellular component (GO): cytosol
Molecular function (GO): UDP-glucose 4-epimerase activity
Source: RefSeq, a predicted model, not a curated record